AAUUGUGUUGAGCUUAUUUGAAAAGGAAUUAUGUUAGGCCUACUUAAAAAAACCCUCUACUGUCAUCAUCACCAUCUUAUGUUUUGAUAGGCCUACAUCAAAAAUGGACCAAAGAAAUCUCUUCAUGAUGAUGGGAUUUUUUUAAAAAAAUAAAUAGGCCUAGCCUAACAAAAAGUCGUACAGUAUUUUUAUAAAGAAAGGUGCAGCCAGUCAUUCAACGUAGACCUGUAUCAUCUAAGCCAGGCAUAGACAUCAUAGAAAAGAACCUCUCUGAUCAUAGCCAACUUUUUUGUUAUCCAUUCUUUACUGUUGACAUUAAUGCCUGAUUACACAUGUAACACUGUCCCCGUCUUAUAACACUACAUGUUCAUAUUACCUGACCUGUAGGAAUUCAAUUAUUUGUGUGUGGGGGGCGUUAAGGGGACCAAGUCAUUGGGUUUUCUGUACUCUUCGCCACAGCUCUCCUCAUCCGGGACAGAGUCAUGCGUGUCAGAUAGCCUACCAGAGGGGAAGCGAUAAUGGCUGACUGACUGGGGUCGCUGGAUUGUAGGCAGCUUUCUCUUAAUCGCGGGGCUGCUGGCUGCUUGUCGGACCUGCUUCUUGUUGUCAUGUCGACGUCUACCUCCCCUGCUUUCGCACAGAUGCUGGCAGUACUAUCACUGUGAAAACAAUCGCAACAUACUUGAAGCACAAAACAGCUGCAAGCCGGCAGACCUUUGCUUUGGCGUCUGAAUCACGGUCAUCAUGUCCAGAAGCAAGAGUGCCGAGUCGGUGAAGGUGGUGGUCCGCUGUCGGCCCAUGAACGAGAAGGAGCGAGCGGCAAACUACGAGAGGGUGGUGUCGCUCGACGUGAAACUUGGCCAAGUCGCCGUCAGGAAUCCCAGAGGAAGUUCCCCCCCAAAGGUUUUCACCUUUGACUCAGUCUACGACUGGAAUUCCAAGCAGGUGGACCUCUACGACGAGACCUUCCGGCCACUGGUGGACUCGGUGCUGCUGGGUUUCAAUGGUACUAUCUUCGCCUAUGGCCAGACCGGUACCGGUAAGACUUACACCAUGGAGGGUGUCCGCAACGACCCCGAGAGGAGAGGCGUCAUCCCCAACUCGUUCGAGCACAUCUUUACGCACAUCUCGCGCUCGCAGAACCAGCAGUACCUGGUGCGCGCGUCCUACCUGGAGAUCUACCAGGAGGAGAUCCGUGACCUGCUGUCCAAGGACCAGUCCCGGAGGCUGGAGCUGAAGGAGCGCCCCGACACGGGCGUCUACGUCAAGGACCUCUCGUCCUUCGUCACCAAAAGCGUGCGCGAGAUCGAGCACGUGAUGAACGUGGGCAACCAGAACCGCUCGGUGGGUUCCACCAACAUGAACGAGCACAGCUCGCGCUCGCACGCCAUCUUCGUCAUCACCAUCGAGUGCAGCGAGACGGGCGUGGACGGCGAGAACCACAUCCGCGUGGGCAAGCUCAAUCUGGUGGACCUGGCGGGCAGCGAGCGGCAGACCAAGACCGGCGCCCAGGGCGAGCGGCUGAAGGAGGCCACCAAGAUCAACCUCUCGCUCUCCGCGCUGGGCAACGUCAUCUCGGCGCUGGUGGACGGCAGGAGCACGCACAUCCCGUACCGCGACUCCAAGCUCACGCGGCUGCUGCAGGACUCGCUGGGCGGGAACGCGCGCACCGUCAUGGUGGCCAACAUCGGGCCGGCCUCCUACAACGUGGAGGAGACGCUGACCACGCUGCGCUACUCCAACCGCGCCAAGAACAUCAAGAACAAGCCGCGCAUCAACGAGGACCCCAAGGACGCGCUGCUGCGCGAGUUCCAGGAGGAGAUCGCCCGGCUCAAGGCGCAGCUGGAGAAGAAGUCGGGCCGGCGGCGCAGGAAGCGCAGACGCCGGAGGGGCGAGGCCGGCGAUGACGGCACAGACGACGGAGAGGAGGACGACGAUGAGGACGAGGAAGAGGAGGACACCGUGGCCGCCGAGGGGGACAAGACUGACUACUGGAACGUCCAGCAGGAGAAGCUAGAGAAGGAGAAGAUGGCCAUUCUGGAGGACCACAGCCUGGUGGCGGAGGAGAAACUACGGCUUCUCAAGGAGAAGGAGAGGAAGAUGGACGACUUGCACAGAGAGAAGGAGGCCAGCGAGUUGUUAGCUGCCAAAAUCAAGGCCAUGGAGAGUAAACUACUAGUUGGAGGCAAGAACAUUGUUGACCACACCAAUGAGCAGCAAAAGAUUCUAGAACUGAAACGAAAGGAGAUAGCGGAACAGAAACGGAGGGAGCGUGAAAUGCAGCAGCAGGUGGAGUGCCAAGACGAGGAGACGCUAGAGCUGAAGGAGACCUACAGCUCUCUCCAGCAGGAAGUGGACAUCAAGACCAAGAAGCUGAAAAAGCUCUUUGCCAAGCUGCAGGCAGUCAAGUCGGAGAUCCAGGAUAUCCAGGACUCGCACAUUAAAGAGAGGCAGGACCUGGAGCAGACCCAGAACGAGCUCACCAGAGAACUCAAGCUCAAGACUCUGAUUAUGGAGAACUUCAUCCCAUUAGAGGAGAAGACCAAAAUCGAGAACAGGGCUUUCUUUGACGAGGAGGAUGACUGCUGGAAACUUCGGCCCAUCACUCGAAUAGAGAAUGACCAGAAGAUGAUGACGAGGCCUGUGUCUGCGGUGGGUUACCGGCGGCCGCUGAGUCAACAUGCUCGUCUGGCCAUGAUGAUGCAGCCAGAUGUUAGAUACCGGGCUGAGAAUAUCCUGCUGCUGGAGCUGGACAUGCCCGGCCGGACCACCAAGGAGUACGAAGAGCCCGUCAUUGCGCCCAAGGUGGCGGCAGCGCUGGAAGACGCGCUACGCGACGAAGACGAGAUCCAGGUCGACGCCGCCGCGCUGUACAGCGCCGGCAGCCUCGGCCUCCGCGGCCUCUACGGCGGCCUCAGCGCCAGCAGCAGCGCCGGCAGCCUCGGCGCCAUCAGCCCCGGCUCCGUCGGCACGGCAGGAGGCUCCGCCAAGAAGCCCAAAUCAGGCCGUCCGAAAACCGGCAAGAAAGUGAGCACCCCCACAUCUGCACACAGCCCCUCCGCCACGGGUCUCAGCCCCCUCUACCCACAGUCCCGCGGGCUCGUGCCAAAGUGACCACCACCCCUGUGGACCACCCCCUCCCUGCCAUCCCUCCUAAACCUUUCCCCUGGCUUGACAUUGGAUACUGGACUAUAAGGAAUGAUUCUACAGUUCUACCAACACCCCCCCCCCCCCCCCCUCUCUCUUUCCCUCCAAUAUCCCAAGCAAUCCCAACCUCCAACCCUUCCAAGACCCUUCUGUUGACCAACUACAUUUCUGGAGCCUGACAUGAUGCUAAUGACUGUCAUUGUGUGACCAACGAUACAUUUUCUCCCAGACCUCCCUGAGUUCUACACUAUCAGGUGUUCACAACAUCCUCCUACUAACAAUGCAAUUAACCAAGAGCAAAAACACUAGCAAACUGAACCUUGCAGAAACCACCCUUCCCAUGAAGAGUGUGUGUGGGGGGGGGGGGG
Sardina pilchardus (European sardine) is the source of this 3515-nucleotide messenger RNA. It is a transcript of the gene kif3b, whose product is annotated as kinesin family member 3B. The transcript has 9 exons. Bases 745 to 3114 code for a protein of 789 amino acids. Lineage: Eukaryota; Metazoa; Chordata; Actinopteri; Clupeiformes; Clupeidae. Gene Ontology annotation, molecular function: microtubule binding; microtubule motor activity; ATP binding. Gene Ontology annotation, cellular component: microtubule associated complex. The record is from RefSeq and is a predicted model, not a curated record. Gene Ontology annotation, biological process: mitotic spindle organization; microtubule-based movement; spindle elongation.